AGUGCGGCGCAUGUCAUGACGCGAGGGGAGUGCCCGGAAGCGGAAACGGGUCCGUCGGUGGGUGUUGGUGUGCGGAAGUGUCUGGUGGAGGAGGCCGCGGUUUCGGCUCUGUGGGAGGAGGGGAGCUUCCCCACCGGCAGCCGCGGGCCUGCGUUCUCUUCUCCAGUGAUCCCCCGCCGCUGCGCCAUGGCGAGCGCCAACAUGCAGAAAGCAAUAGACCUUGCUAGCAAGGCAGCGCAAGAAGAUAAAGCAGGAAACUAUGAGGAAGCCCUCCUCUUGUACCAACAUGCUGUGCAGUAUUUUCUCCAUAUUAUUAAAUAUGAAGCACAGGGUGAUAAAGCAAAACAGAGCAUUAGAAUGAAAUGUAGAGAAUACUUGGACAGAGCAGAACAGCUGAAAGAAUAUCUGAAAAAGAGAGAAAAAGCUGCACCAAAACCAGUUAAAGAGUCUGGUCCUGCUGAUGGAAAAGGGAAUGACAGUGAUGGGGAAGGGGAGUCAGGGGAUCCUGAAAAAAAGAAGCUACAGAAUCAACUUCAAGGAGCAAUUGUUAUGGAGCGACCAAAUGUCAAAUGGAGUGAUGUUGCUGGCCUCGAAGGUGCCAAAGAAGCACUUAAAGAAGCAGUGAUCUUGCCCAUUAAAUUUCCACACCUAUUUACAGGAAAACGAACACCCUGGAGAGGGAUUCUGCUGUUUGGACCACCAGGAACAGGAAAGUCUUAUUUAGCAAAAGCUGUCGCAACAGAAGCAAACAACUCUACCUUCUUCUCAGUAUCUUCCUCUGACCUUGUAUCGAAGUGGUUAGGUGAAAGUGAAAAAUUAGUGAAAAACUUGUUCCAGCUUGCCAGAGAAAACAAACCUUCUAUUAUCUUCAUUGAUGAGAUAGAUUCCCUCUGCGGGUCAAGAAGUGAAAAUGAAAGUGAGGCUGCAAGACGGAUAAAAACAGAAUUUCUAGUCCAGAUGCAAGGCGUUGGUAUUGACAAUGAUGGAAUCUUGGUCUUGGGAGCAACAAACAUACCCUGGGUUUUGGAUUCUGCUAUCAGGAGAAGGUUUGAGAAGCGUAUUUAUAUUCCUUUACCUGAAGACCAUGCCAGGGCUGCAAUGUUCAAACUUCACCUUGGGUCAACUCCAAAUCUCCUAACAGAAGCAGAUUAUCGAAAACUUGGAGAAAAAACUGAGGGCUAUUCUGGUGCAGAUAUAAGCAUCAUUGUACGUGAUGCACUGAUGCAGCCUGUUAGAAAAGUGCAAUCAGCUACUCAUUUUAAAAAAGUAAAAGGACCAUCAGUGUCUAAUCCAAAUACAAUGGUAGAUUUGUUCACCCCUUGCUCCCCAGGUGAUCCUGGAGCCAUAGAAAUGACAUGGAUGGAGGUUCCUGGUGAUAAAUUACUGGAGCCUCAAGUUUCCAUGGCUGAUAUGCUCAGGUCGCUAGCUAGCACAAAGCCAACAGUUAAUGAACAGGACCUGGAGAAGUUAAAGAAGUUUACAGAAGACUUUGGUCAGGAAGGCUAAACCAAAGAUAUAUGUGGAGCAUUAGAACUUUUUUUUCCCUUUCUUAAGUAUUCUUGUGUCUUUACUGAUGGCACUUCAAAUAAAUGCCAAUAAAAUAACUCCUUUCUGACUUUGCAGAAGGAAUAGAAAGUACCUUCGCAAAGACCCUUAAGCUUUUGUAUUGUAUUGUUUUCCUCAGAUGUCUAUUAAAUGUCUUCUAUUGAAAAAUAAUAUGAAAAUACAAUUUUAGGGUGAGACAGCAAAGUGAUGUGGUAAUGUCUAUUAAAUGCUAGAAAACCUUAAAUCAUUAGUUCAAUUUUAGGUAUUAUAUUAAACCUGGGUACAAGUGAGUUUUAAACUCCCAGUAAGCUCAAAAACCCCUUUUUUGCAGGUGGAAGAGAACAUAUUUGGGUGUUUUCAGUAUCAGUCAAUCAGUUUCCAUAUUAAUUGCUCUCAUUUCAUAUAGAAAAAUGUAUCAAAAUUUGCUAAUCAAGCAUAUGGCAAGUGUGGGUUUGCUAUUAAAGUAAGGAGAAAACACUGUGAGGGUAAGAGCACAUGGGCCAGUACUUUGUUUAAAUACUGAUGGAACUGGUAUUUGGCUUUUUCUGCUAUACUGUGUCAGAAUUUUGCCUUAAACAGGAAGGUUUUGUUUUUAACUCUUUACUAGCUGAUACGCACUGUCACUAUGCAAUUUAGCAAAAGUUUGUUAAAAUCAAAUAUGUGGGAAGGUGUUUACUGGCUGUUCUUGUUUUGGAGUUUUGUGGUUUUUUUAUUGUUGUUGUCUCUAAAUCUUAAUUUACUUUCUGCAGGAGUUUGACUGAAGUUAGAAAAAAACAUUAGUAAUAUCCAGUAAGAGUCCACAUGUCAAAGCUGGCAAGGUGUAGGUAGUCUUUGGAGAGUGUAUGGGAGGUAUUCUGGGAAGUAGCAUGCUUUCACUUGCGAGGAAAGUAUAACAGAUUUUUUAGCUACAGACUUUCGGAUGAUAAAUUAAGCCAGAACUCUACUGAUAACUAUUGCAUGUUACAUCAAUUUAGUGCUUAAACUUGGAGAGAAAGCUGGCAGUUUAGUACAGUAGUAGCACUUCCACUGGUCUCUUUCUGAAGAAAUACAAAUUGAGAUGUGCCUGAAUGUGACUUACAACACUUCCGCGUCAGCAUUGAGUUUGUGCCUUGUAAGUUUGCACUGGCUGUAGAUACAAGACAUCCUUAGGAUACUCUGUUCCAGGAUCAUUGUACAACUCUUAUCUUGUAUAGGCUUUGUUUAACUUGCAUUAAAAGAAAUUUGCACAUUUUGUGUGUGUAUGUUAUAGGUACAUAUACACAUAUAUGAUCAUCUUUCAAUGGGGUUUUGUUUCCUUUAUGUACAUAUUUUAUGUACUUUAUAAAUCAUAGGAUGGGUGAAAUUUGCUGUACUUCAUUUAAGUAAAAUGUUAAGAGUACAACACCAGCUAUGUUAUUUGAGUGUUUCUUCAAUGUUCAAGUAUUUUCUGCUUAUGUUUGGUGGUAUUUUUUUUAGGCUUUGGUUUCUAUGUUUAACAGCUAAACAAAAUAUUUAGUUAAAAAUUCUUUGAUCUGCAAGGUGCUGAGCUUUUAUUUACUAACAUGAUGAAACAUUCUUUCCAAAAUCAUUCAAAUAUACACAGCUUUACCUUUGUCUUAUGUUGGAAUGUGUAAAUGUGAAUCAGUGGACUACAAAUCUUUCUACGGACCUCUCUGGAGGCAAAGGGGCAGGAAUUCCAGUGUAGGUGCAGGCAACUAUGGUGAGUAAAAUCCUACAGCUUUGCAGUAGGAUUGCUUUUUCAUAGUUGCCUCUUGUGAAUAUUUCUGAAGUAUUCACAAGUGUAUGAGCCAUACACUGUCAGGGCUUUCACUUGGAGGUUCGACGCUACUAUCUGAAGUACUUGUCUCUUCACCUUUUUUUUAAAUGAGAGUCCUUAUUGCAAUCCUAAAAUUCUCAGGAACUUUUUUUUUUGGUUUGUGGUAGGCUGAUUUGUCUUACGAGUUUCCACAAGCUGAACUGUGUAAUCUCUUAUCUUUAAUGUAGAAGGCAAGUAUACUGUAUGUUUUAAAUUUACAUCUUGCUGCUUGCUCAGUUGUGGGAUGACAUCUGUAACAGAAGCACUAAUGUUUGAUGUUUAAAGUUGCUUUUAGAAAUAUAUUCCAAAUAAACAUUGCUGCUUAGAAUUGCAGCUACAAUGACAAA
This is a messenger RNA of Melopsittacus undulatus (budgerigar), 3687 nucleotides long. It is a transcript of the gene VPS4B, whose product is annotated as vacuolar protein sorting 4 homolog B. Lineage: Eukaryota; Metazoa; Chordata; Aves; Psittaciformes; Psittaculidae. Bases 16 to 1506 code for a protein of 496 amino acids. The record is from RefSeq and is a predicted model, not a curated record. The transcript is spliced from 11 exons. Gene Ontology annotation, molecular function: ATP hydrolysis activity; ATP binding. Gene Ontology annotation, biological process: endosomal transport; vacuole organization.